Molecule: messenger RNA, 1005 nt
Organism: Radiomyces spectabilis
Lineage: Eukaryota; Fungi; Mucoromycota; Mucoromycetes; Mucorales; Radiomycetaceae
Product: JAB1/Mov34/MPN/PAD-1 ubiquitin protease-domain-containing protein
Exons: 9
Coding region: 1-1005 (334 amino acids)
Biological process (GO): protein deneddylation
Cellular component (GO): cytoplasm; COP9 signalosome
Molecular function (GO): deNEDDylase activity; protein binding; metallopeptidase activity
Source: RefSeq, a predicted model, not a curated record
AUGGAUUCAGAGAUUGCUCGUAAAACGUGGGAACUGGAGAAUAAUGUAAAAAGUGUCGAUCCAACACAAGACCAGAUCUAUUAUUAUGAUGCAGAAGCAAGCAGAGAUGCCGUCAACCAAAUGCCGUGGAAGAAAGAUCCACAUCAUUACAAGCAUAUAAAGAUAUCCGCCAUUGCACUCAUUAAAAUGGUCAUGCACGCGCGUUCGGGUGGAGCUAUUGAAGUGAUGGGGUUGAUGCAAGGCAAAGUAUCUGGGAACACCAUGAUCGUGAUGGAUGCCUUUGCGUUACCCGUGGAAGGCACCGAGACACGUGUCAAUGCGCAAAACGAAGCCUAUGAAUAUAUGGUCCAAUAUAUAGAAGAAGCGCGAAAGGUGGGACGUAUGGAAAACAUUAUUGGAUGGUACCACUCACAUCCCGGAUACGGUUGCUGGUUAUCGGGAAUUGAUGUCAGUACACAGAUGCUGAAUCAGCAGUAUCAAGAGCCAUUUGUGGCAGUAGUGAUCGAUCCCAACAGAACCAUGUCUGCUGGCAAGGUCGAUAUUGGCGCUUUUCGAACAUACCCCAAGGGAUACAAAGCGCCAGAAGAGGGUCCCUCCGAGUACCAAACCAUCCCACUCAACAAGAUUGAAGACUUUGGUGUGCAUGCGAAAUCAUAUUAUCCACUGGAAAUCUCUCACUUUAAAUCCACCUUGGAUCACGAAUUACUGAACGUGCUAUGGAACAAAUAUUGGGUAAAUACACUGUCUCAGUCGUCGCUGCUAACGAAUCGAGAAUAUUCUGUGCGUCAAGUAUGCGAUUUGGCGCAAAAAGUGGAACAAACCAAUGAGAGCAUGGUAGGGAGGAUGGGAGGUUACUACGGCGACCGGAAAAAGAAUGACGAAAGCCAGUUGAACCGUGUAACAAAAGACAGCUCAAAGAUAACAUGUGAAGCAAUGCAUGGAUUGUUGUCUCAGGUGAUCAAAGAUCUCGUCUUUAAUCAAUCGAGGCAGAUGGAAAACUCUUGA